UUUCCAGAUCAACUGACUCCUGGAUGCCAUUUUGUGACACAGGGGAGGUAAUUAAUGAUUAAUGGGAAAGUGGAUGAAUAUAGAUAUAUUAGAGCUGUAUCAGGGCUGAGGCACAGGAAAGUCCUUUCAAUGUCAACAAACAUGGCCUGAGAGGAUGUUUGUCAAUAUGUCAAUAUGUCCAUCGGGUAACAGCUGCUGUUUAAACUUGACCAAAAAACUUCAGGGCAAACUGUCGGAUUGGGUCACUGCAGGCUGUGUGCUGCCAAUGAUAACAGCCGGCCAUUCAGUCACGGUCCAAACUUUACCACUCCAGAGUACUCCGAAAAAACUACUAUGUGCUUAAUUUGUAUAGUUUUCGCAAGCUUCUCCUUACUAUAACCCCACUUAAACCAGCCUCUCAGUAUUUUAGUUAUUUAAUUUCAUGCUUAAAAAGUGAUGAAAUCUCAUAUAAAAUAAUGUUAGGCCCUGUAGUAUUUGUAGUGUGUGUCUUUAGCCAGUGGUGUUAUCACAUACUGCAUUCUAUAGUUUCAUACCAUAUAACAGGGUCAUGGUAAGUUCACAUUAGCAAGUGUUGACUGUGACUAAUUUUCAGUGGGGUGCAUGCAUCAUUUCACAUGUGGUAGUUAUACCAGUCAUGCUAGGGGGUGGUUGUAAUGGAGUAUACUUCUAUUAUGUAAUCAUCACAGACAUAUCUGGGAAUAUGGCUCUGGUGAUUAUGUAAACUACUACGGCUGUUGCUGCAUAUAUAUAGGUUGGAGACAUAGAAAUAUCUGCCACUCUCUCUUUUGUUUGUGCAGGUGCAGUGCAGUGCAGUAUAAAGUGCAGGAAAGUGGAAAGCAGAUUAUGAAGGUGCUCUGAAGAUUAUGGAAGAAAAAUACCUCACUUACGUCAUCAUAAACCCUUGUGAUGGUGAGCCACUACCGCCUGGGAUCUUUAUGUACGGCGGACCCUGGAAAUACCUCACUUUCCUGAAUCUGGUGCUGCAGAUGGUGUUUUUCGGGCUGGCAGCAGCAUGUGACUUUCAGUCCUCUUUGGGGAAAGGCAUGGCCAAACAGCGGAACCUGUGCAAGGACCUGCUCUUCUCAGUCUUUGCUUUCCCAGUGGGAAUGUUCGUGGUGCUGCUUUUCUGGGUGAUCUUUACUUAUGACCGGGAGCUGGUCUACCCUGUCUCAAUGGAUGACUUCUUUCCUCCUUGGAUGAAUCAUGCAAUGCACACCUUGGUCCUGCCUUUCUUAUUGGGUGAGAUUCUGAUUCAGCCACACAAGUAUCCCAAAACCAAGAAUGGCCUGGCUGCUCUGGGCAUUGUGGGAAUUGCUUAUUUGAGCUGGGUAGUUUGGAUUUACCUGGCUGUUGGAAUCUGGGUGUACCCUCUGCUUGGCCUCUUCAGCACCCCAGGAAUUGCGGGGCUCUUCUUCUGCAACAUGACCAUUGUCACCCUCCUCUACCUGCUGGGACAGACUCUGAACGAGCAGGUCUGGGGAUAUAGGGCAGUGAAUUCUACCUCAUCCAGUGGAAAAAGGAAAACCAGAGUGGCAGACUGAUAAUGGACCCAUCAGUCUGAACACGUAAGACGGGACUGGUCUAUCAGGCUUCAAUAUGCUCGGACACAACACAGUGUCAAUUGGAAAUAGCUAUCAGAGAGAAGUAUGAUGGUACUGUAUAGUACCUAUAUCAUUCUAUCAGGGAUUACUGUACUAAAGUGGUCCUUUUCAUGUUACUGCAUUAUGACAUUCUCUGUCAGGACUGAAUAAAGUUUCAACUGUUUUGAGGCUUG
Anguilla rostrata (American eel) is the source of this 1774-nucleotide messenger RNA. RefSeq names its product androgen-induced gene 1 protein. The transcript is spliced from 8 exons. Lineage: Eukaryota; Metazoa; Chordata; Actinopteri; Anguilliformes; Anguillidae. The record is from RefSeq and is a predicted model, not a curated record. The coding region runs from base 864 to 1541 and encodes 225 amino acids. Gene Ontology annotation, cellular component: endomembrane system; membrane.